Eucalyptus grandis is the source of this 1164-nucleotide messenger RNA. RefSeq names its product phenazine biosynthesis-like domain-containing protein 1. Gene Ontology annotation, molecular function: isomerase activity. Gene Ontology annotation, cellular component: cytoplasm. The record is from RefSeq and is a predicted model, not a curated record. Gene Ontology annotation, biological process: biosynthetic process. NCBI's taxonomy places the organism in Eukaryota, Viridiplantae, Streptophyta, Magnoliopsida, Myrtales, Myrtaceae.
AUGGUAAGUAUAUGGGAUCGGAAUGGCAGGGACUAUAGCGGCUGGAUCUCAGUCUCCAAGGCUCGUGUCGAGGCAUUUGAUGCAGAUUCAUCGACGGGAGUGAAGAUACAGUUCCUUCAGGCAAUCAAGGAUUUUGAUUCCUUUGGCAACACUGUUCUGAAAUUCGAGGUCGACGCAUUCACUGAGACCGCGUUCAAGGGGAACCCUGCGGCAGUGUGCUUCCUGGAGGAUGAUGAAGAGAAGGACGUGGAGUGGCUACAGGCAGUGGCCAGGGAGUUCAACAUCUCCAUAACUUGCUUCCUGACUCGAGUAGCUACCUCGGGGACGGAGGACUCGAGCCCAAGGUUCCGCCUCAGAUGGUUCACUCCCGUCGCCGAGGUUAACCUCUGUGGUCAUGCAACACUAGCUGCUACACACGCUCUUUUUACCUCUGGGAAGGUGGAUUCAGACACUAUCCAAUACGUCACCUUGUCAGGAACUCUAACCGCUAAAAGGGUGUCCGAGAUCGAGACAGCCAGCGCUUCAACAUUUCAGAACAGGGAUGCACCAGGAUUCUUCAUCGAAUUGGUUUUUCCUGUUGUCCCGAUUUCAGAAUGCGACAGCGAGAAUGCGUCAUCCCUCUCCAGAGUAUUCGAUGGUGCUUCCAUAGUCGAAGUCAAGAAGACAGCAAAAGAUGACCUUAGUCCUAUUUUCCUUCUUGGGUUGAUGAAAGUUUUCAACCAUGACAUUGAGCUGAAAGUUUUCAGAGUCCUAUUUUCCUUCUUCAGUCAUUUCGACCAGGUGAUUAAUUUUGCUUCUUUUCUUGUCAACUUCGAUUGCUUCUCGAAGGUCGUUUUCUCAUCAGGAAAAGCAGUUGAAGACUUGCAGCCACAAUUCGAUAAGAUACGAAGUUGUGCAGGAAGGGGCAUUAUCAUAACAGGACUUGCUCAACCAGACUCGGGAUUUGAUUAUGUCAAUCGGUUCUUCUGUCCAAAACUCGGGGUGAACGAGGUACUGAUGUAUCUAAUUAAUCGGCUGUCAAGUGAUGUGCUAGAAGGAAUUACCAACUUCCUAGUUCUUGCAUCACCUAGAGGAGGAGUCGUGAACGUCCUGGACAAGCAAAACCAGAGAGUCAUGCUGCGUGGGAAAGCUGUAACUGUAAUGACGGGUUCUAUUCUUAUUUAA